This is a messenger RNA of Acaulospora morrowiae, 153 nucleotides long. The record is from the annotation of a GenBank genome assembly. Lineage: Eukaryota; Fungi; Glomeromycota; Glomeromycetes; Diversisporales; Acaulosporaceae.
AUGGUUUACAAGAUACCAUCAUUGGUUGAAGACAGAAUUUCACCACGAGCGAAGAAAUUGAUCGCUUUACUUGAUGAUUUUGUCGAGAAUGAAUGCAUCCCAGCUGAAGAGAUUUUCCUUUCUCAACUUGGACAAGGAGAGAAUAGGUGGAAG